Messenger RNA from Cuscuta epithymum, 1326 nucleotides. The record is from the annotation of a GenBank genome assembly. NCBI's taxonomy places the organism in Eukaryota, Viridiplantae, Streptophyta, Magnoliopsida, Solanales, Convolvulaceae.
UACCAACACAUGAAUAAUCUCUCGGCGGCCUAUAAAUACCAUCCCUUAUCCUCCUUAAAACCUUCCUACGACCGUGUCGUUGAAAAUCUCAGGCGACCUCUUCUUCCUCAGAUCUAAUCGUUCAAAGCCUGCUCGCUCGAUCUACAGUCAAACGUUUCAGGAUUAUUGUGCUCUCUGAUAUUUUUAUCGAUAUAUCCCAACCUAGGGUUACUUUUGAUAUUCCAAGUUUAAUUUCUCAAUUCUGGUUUUAGAUCUGUACAAAUACAUCUAUCAAUGUUUCCUACAUGAAUUCCAUCCUAAUGCGUAGAAUUCGUAUCCUCCACUCUUUUUCAGUUGUCUUUCUUUACUGGUUUUACGUAUUCUCAUGAACUGACCCCCUCAAUUCUGCAAAAUCUCAAACUUCUUCCCUAAUCAAUUGUGUGUUCAAAAGAUUUCUCAUUUCCUAGCCCAGUCCAUAGUUUCUGUCAAGCGUUUCUGUUUUGUAAUUAUAAUCUACCCAAUCUUGAAAUACAAAAUCAUCUAUUUCGAAAGAAAGAAAUGGCUUCUUCUGUGCAACAGCAGCCUGCACAUUCUGGAUCAUCGUCUGAUGCCGAACAGCGUUAUGCAAUGUAUGACGAGAAGAAAAGAAAGAGAAUGAUAUCCAACCGUGAGUCUGCCAAGAGAUCUCGUCUGAGGAAGCAACAGCAUGUGGAGGAGCUGUGUAGCCAGAGGGCUCUCCUCCAGAACGAGCAGAGUGUUUGCAAGCAGCAAAUUGAUAGUCUGUGUCAAGGCCUUGCACUGCUUUCUACUGAGAAUGACGUUUUGAGGGCUCAAUGUGCUGAGCUGGCAGAUCGCUUGCAGUCUAUGAAUUCACUCCUCCAUCUUUGGGCAGAGGUUAAUGAGACUGUGGUGGAGGAUAUCCAUGAGAUUCCCGAUGUUCUGCUUGAGCCGUGGCAGCUGCCUUGUCCUACACAACCCAUUGUUGCAUCUGCUGAUAUGUUCCCGUUUUGAGAAGAAGCUUCAGUUACCGCCUCUUUGUGUCUUGUUUAUGAGUCUUUCGUUGUAUCAUUAUUACUUAUUUGUUUCUUAGCAUUAUUCAUGUUGUCCAUUGUCUGCUAGCAUGUUCUCUGAGUUUGUGUCUUUCAGUGUCUGGCUGUGCAUUGGUUGUGGUUGUCUUUGCUUGACAUUAAGUUGCUAGUGAAGUUUGAACUUCAUGUCUUCAUGUAAUAUAUGGUGUAAUGUGAGGAUAAUUCAGGUUUGAUAUUAAUAAGGUUGGAGUUACAGUUUGUUUGGGACUUUGGAAGGUAUUCUGGUGCAAGAUUUAGCAUGGUUUUUUUACAUAAAAAA